UCUCGGACUAUAAAUACCACCUCCUUCUCCGUCCGCUUAAUAUUGAAGACUGACGUGCGAAGUGACAACACCGACUCACCGGAAAACAAACACAAAAGACCUGCAGUUGAAGUAUGGCUCGUACCAAGCAGACCGCUCGUAAGUCCACCGGAGGAAAGGCGCCCAGGAAGCAGCUGGCCACCAAGGCAGCGAGGAAAAGCGCGCCAUCUACGGGCGGAGUGAAGAAGCCCCACAGAUACAGGCCUGGAACUGUUGCUCUGCGUGAGAUCCGUCGUUACCAGAAGUCUACUGAGCUGCUCAUCAGGAAGCUGCCUUUCCAGCGCCUUGUGAGAGAAAUCGCUCAAGAUUUCAAGACAGAUCUGCGUUUCCAGAGUGCAGCUAUUGGGGCUCUGCAGGAAGCCAGUGAGGCGUACUUGGUUGGACUGUUUGAGGACACCAACCUGUGUGCCAUUCACGCAAAGAGGGUCACAAUCAUGCCCAAGGACAUUCAGCUGGCCAGGCGAAUUCGAGGAGAGCGUGCAUAAAUGAUCAAUUGGAUUUUAUCUUUUUAGUAGGGGGUGGGUGGGUGGGUCGGACUGGGGUUUGUUUUGUUAAUCUUGGAACUAUUACCAGCAUGUGUACCACCUAAUUUGUCAUGUGUAGUUUCAGGCAUGUUUUCUUUUUGUACUUAAUUUUACUCUUGACUGUCCUAUUUACUGUAGCGUAGAGCUUCAUUUCUGUAAUUGCUGAAAAACAAUACUCCACUGCCUUUCUCAGGUUUGCAAAUCUAUUUUAGAAUCCGUACCAUUUAAUCCUGUGUGCAUGUCAUGGGAUUGCUUGUUGUGCUGUAAAUAAACUUUCCGCUACCUCAAAAUA
Molecule: messenger RNA, 855 nt
Organism: Anoplopoma fimbria (sablefish)
Lineage: Eukaryota; Metazoa; Chordata; Actinopteri; Perciformes; Anoplopomatidae
Gene: h3f3d
Product: H3 histone, family 3D
Exons: 4
Coding region: 114-524 (136 amino acids)
Cellular component (GO): nucleosome
Molecular function (GO): structural constituent of chromatin; DNA binding; protein heterodimerization activity
Source: RefSeq, a predicted model, not a curated record